UGGAUAAUGGAAGUGAGGCACAUUCGAAGUCAAUGAGGAGACGACACUAAAAAUUUCCAAUGUUCCAUCAAUAUCCUAAGGCGAGUUUCAAAGGCGAUGAACAUCUGACCUUGAACGCAAGCGUCUAAAUGUCAGGGAAACGCCAACUAGGUCCUCUUGACCAGCGCAGAAAGGUCAUACGCUGCGAAGCUUGCGCUGCGCGAAAAACAAGGUGUGCAGGUGGAUAUCCCUGCGAAGCGUGCGUUCGCAUGGGCAAGACUUGCCGAAAACAGAGCAAUGAAUUUUCAAAGGCAAUCUUUGUCUUGUACACAGGGAACGAGGGAACAUCAAUCCCAGCACAGGUGAUGGAGAAUAAGGAGACCACGUAUGUGGAUUACUUUUUUGCCUUUUUAGGUCGCAAUCACCUUGGCUAUCGUACAGAAGUGAUACUCGAGGUGCUCCUGGCAGCAGUGAACAAUUCCACGCUAUUACACUCUGUAGUCAGCGCUAUAGGUGCUCUGGAUGCUUCACGUCAUGGCGCCUGCAGUACUUACACAAAGGCCGCAAAUCCUCGGACUAUAGCGUACAAGUCAUACUCCUGUUCGAUAGAAUCAUUGAAAUCAGCAUUGAUGGCUUCAGGGGUUUCUCAACGAGACGACGUGCUUUGGGCAACCUUUUUUCUUGGGAUAUUUGAGCUUAUGGUCGAUCCAUCUGGAGACGGAUGGGCGAAACAUAUGUUAUAUGGUACAUCUCGGCUGUUGCAGGCGGCAGGGCCAAAUCAAGCGUAUUCCCAUUCACGAAAGGCAUUUCUCGAAAUCUUCAAGAUAUUUGAGGCAAACCGUGCAGUCCUUUAUGGUGAAAGCACCAUGCUAUCUUGCUUUGAGUGGGCCCCGACUUAUCACAUGGACUGCCAUACUACCUUACCUGAUUGGGAUAGUCUUGGACCAAUCUCAUCAAUAUUGGUCCGAAUAUCCACCUUCAAUAACCGAUUCUAUGAUCACCUCCCACGCGUUACCAGGUUUGAUAUAUCUGAUCCAAUUUUAAAUCAACUCGGCCUUGAGGCCGAGGAGAUCCAGAACGAUAUAUUCGACUUGUAUGGCAAAAUCACACACGCGAGUCUCAAGAAUUCACCAAAUAUUCAUUUCCGCCAAACCUUGCCAUACUACCACGCCAUGUUGAUUUUUCUUUUUAACACUUUUGAUUAUUAUCGCUGCUGGCAUCUAGCUCAUUCCCCAUACCUUUCACCGAAUGAAAUAAGCCGCCAUGUGGACCAGAUCCUCCGUCAAGCUGGAAUCAUACUCGAUUCAGGUGGAUCUGGUCUACUAUUGAUUUUUCCACUUCGGGUCGCUGGGACACGUGCUGGGACCGAUGUUCAGAGAUCUACUGUUCUGACUCUGUUGGAUUGUAUCUUCAAACGUGGAUUUAUUGUCGCAAGCAGGAUCAAAGAUGAUCUUGAUCAACUUUGGGAUUGGCAAGGGGGAUCAGACUUUCUGCCGGUAGGAUUAGAAUAGAAAAAUUAGAGCAUUGUGCCAAGCAGCG
Messenger RNA from Penicillium brasilianum, 1518 nucleotides. The record is from the annotation of a GenBank genome assembly. NCBI's taxonomy places the organism in Eukaryota, Fungi, Ascomycota, Eurotiomycetes, Eurotiales, Aspergillaceae.